AUGAACUUACUGGACCAAUUCACUUCAAUACAGCUUGAUCGCGAUGACGACGAUAAUCGGCAACUGGAGACACGAGAGGAGGCGAUUGAGGAAGAAAGCGGCAGUGUUGCUGCCAGCGAUAAACUGAAAGACGAAGAUGGCAGAGAUUCAGAGGAUGGCGAUAGCGAUGGUGAUUUGUUGAUACCGGCCACCACCAAAGACGCACCGCCGCAAUAUGAACCCGUUGAUCCCGCCCCAACGCUGCCCGAGCUUUUAUCAAAGUCCGCAUCUCCUCCUCACCUGUCGGAGGUCGCCGAACCAACCGCAACUAAAAACGAUAUUCCCAAAAUAUCGCCUUCUCCCGAACUCGCAGUUCAACAGGAAGAGCUGCCAGUCCCACCCGCCACCGACUUUUCGAAAUAUCAUGAGUUGUAUACUUUGGAAUCUUCAGUACAACAACCAAUCAAGGACAUGGAUUCUCUGCUGAAGCCGUUUAUGAACUACCUCAUUGUUACCAAGACCAAUAAUCCUCUCGUGCUCAAGCUUAAUCAUCUUCCAGUGCCAGAAGAAUCUGAUGGCAACCAAGUGCCGGACGUGGUCGAACUCUCCACACGUCGACGUUAUGGAGACUUUCGUUAUUUACACGAUUCAUUAUCGAAAGAUUACCCUACGUUGGUUAUCCCGCCUUUACCACUGAAGCUGAAUUUGAAGUAUUUGACAGGAGACACGUUCAGCAAUGCUUUUAUCAAGAAAAGGCUACAUCUGCUCAAUACUUUCAUUCGAUUCAUUACUAACCACAAGAUUUUGUCGCAACUGUCGGUAUUCCAUUUGUUUAUCCUGGAUUUGAGCGACUGGAAUACGUUUACGAAGCUGUUGAAGCUUAAGGAUGUGGAGGAACAACUGGGGUUUGGUCGAAUGAAUGAAGAGUUAGCCGAUACAUUUAUGAAUUUCAUGACGCCGUCGAAGUACAAGCAGGAAAAUAACAAAGAGAUUUUGGAUAUUAGCGAGAAACUAAAGAGAUUAUAUGAGAACCUUGUGCGGCUCAACCGUCUAUUCACCAAACUCAACAAAAAGCAUAAUGAUUUGAGUUUUGACUAUAGCCAAUUCUCGAAGCAAAUCAACAAGCUCUCGCAAGUUGCUGCAUCUCUGGACAGUAAUGGUGCAGGCACCGCUGCAGCCGAUCUGGCCAUGGUGAAUAACUUCCAAGUUUUCGCUGAGGCUCUAGAGUACUUUGCCGAUCUGUGGAAAAAUUUGCACGCUUAUUUUGACGAACUGUUUUUGGUAAGUCUCAAGAAUUGCGCUAAGUACAUUGUGAGUCUCACUAACUUGAUCAAUCUCCAACAUAAUAAGCGCAUUGAUCUUCAAGUAUUGCAAGAUUACCACAACAAAGCUCAAGCUGAAUUAAUUGCUAUGGGAGGCACUACGUCAGCUGCAUCCGGUGCUCAAGGGUACCAAAGCCAAGGACUCGUAGGGAACACUGCUCAACUUAUUCGUGACACCUUGUCGACGCUGGCCCUGGGUCUGAUUGGUCUGGCGCUGACUGACAACAAAAUGGCCAAGGUUCAAAGUCGCAUUAAUCAGUUGCAGCAUGAGAUCGAUAUUCAAACCAAAUUAGUCAACGAGCUCACCAACAACAUCGUUUGCGAAGAAUACCCAAAUUGGGAUCGCUUCAACAAGAAUGAGGUGAAAGAAGCUAUGGUUGGAAUGUGUGAUCAACAGAUUCUGUUUUAUCAGGGCCUUAUCGAUAACUGGACAGACGCCGAGUUUAAGCUCUUGAAAAGGCUUGAUGAACUUAAUUGA
Molecule: messenger RNA, 1779 nt
Organism: Diutina rugosa
Lineage: Eukaryota; Fungi; Ascomycota; Pichiomycetes; Serinales; Debaryomycetaceae
Gene: SNX4
Product: Snx4p
Exons: 1
Coding region: 1-1779 (592 amino acids)
Biological process (GO): cytoplasm to vacuole targeting by the Cvt pathway; autophagy
Cellular component (GO): phagophore assembly site
Molecular function (GO): phosphatidylinositol binding
Source: RefSeq, a predicted model, not a curated record